Messenger RNA from Pieris brassicae (large cabbage white), 1360 nucleotides. It is a transcript of the gene Syt7, whose product is annotated as synaptotagmin-7. The record is from RefSeq and is a predicted model, not a curated record. Gene Ontology annotation, cellular component: synapse; axon; membrane. Lineage: Eukaryota; Metazoa; Arthropoda; Insecta; Lepidoptera; Pieridae. The transcript is spliced from 11 exons. The coding region runs from base 174 to 1346 and encodes 390 amino acids. Gene Ontology annotation, biological process: cellular response to calcium ion; regulation of calcium ion-dependent exocytosis; vesicle fusion. Gene Ontology annotation, molecular function: phosphatidylserine binding; calcium ion binding; SNARE binding.
AGCAAUAUUAGUGUUAAGUGUUUUAUUUCUGUCUUUUCGUCUUCCUUAAGAUUAAAAUGAAAAGCAUCGAUUAAGUACUGUGAUAAAGAAACAGAGAGAAAUUUUUGAUUAUUUUGUUAUUGUUGAAAUAUCUACGCGUGUUACUGUUGCCAAAUUAAUGUGUUGUUUGAAAAAUGUCGUCACAAGAGUCAACGAUGACGAAGAAUUUUUUGACCGUCACAAAUAUUGUCAAUGAAGGCAUCAAGGGGAGCAAAAUCACCAAACUGGGACUUUCCAAAUAUCUGUCACAAUCACUGGCACAACUCGAAACCACAUCAACAAGUUCACCACAAGCCAAAUCGCCGGCCGGCAGCAGCGCCGGAGCCGUCGCCAGUGCAUCCACUGCGCAGGGAGAACGUACCCCAACUGUCCACAAUAAACAACUCCAGAAUGUCAAGGGACAGGAACAUCCAGCGCAUCCAUCUAUGGCGUUCCUGCAGAAUCGCUCUAUAUCCCUGGUCGACAUGUAUAUCGAUAACACGGAGCCCUCAGAGAAUGUGGGGCAGAUUCACUUCUCGCUGGAGUACGACUUUCAGAAUACAACCCUGAUUCUGAAGAUUAUACAGGGUAAGGAGCUCCCUGCCAAGGACCUCAGCGGCACAUCCGAUCCCUACGUGCGUGUAACCCUCCUACCUGACAAGAAACAUCGCUUGGAGACAAAGAUCAAACGCCGUACCCUCAACCCGCGAUGGAAUGAAACGUUCUACUUCGAGGGAUUUCCAAUACAGAAGCUGCAAGCCAGGGUUUUACACUUACACGUGUUCGACUACGAUCGCUUCUCUCGGGAUGACUCCAUUGGUGAGGUCUUCCUUCCUCUUUGUCAGGUUGACUUCAGCGAAAAGCCUUCUUUCUGGAAGGCGCUAAAACCUCCAGCCAAAGACAAGUGUGGUGAGCUGUUGACAUCUUUGUGUUACCAUCCCAGCAACAGUGUCCUGACUCUAACACUGCUGAAAGCUCGUAACCUGAAGGCAAAGGACAUCAAUGGAAAAUCUGACCCGUACGUGAAGGUGUGGCUCCAAUUCGGGGACAAGCGUAUAGAGAAACGCAAAACUGCAGUAUUUAAAUGCACACUUAACCCAGUGUUCAACGACUCCUUCUCCUUCAACGUACCCUGGGAGAAGAUCAGGGAAUGUUCUCUGGACGUCCAGGUUAUGGACUUCGAUAAUAUCGGCAGAAAUGAGUUGAUUGGGCGAAUAUUGUUAGCUGGAAAAAACGGUUCUGGAGCGACAGAAACAAAACAUUGGCAGGAUAUGAUCACGAAGCCACGACAAACCAUAGUGCAGUGGCAUCGCUUGAAACCAGAAUAAAUUGUUAAAAUUUU